This is a messenger RNA of Aspergillus pseudotamarii, 1842 nucleotides long. Its product is annotated as GMC family oxidoreductase. Gene Ontology annotation, molecular function: flavin adenine dinucleotide binding; oxidoreductase activity, acting on CH-OH group of donors. Lineage: Eukaryota; Fungi; Ascomycota; Eurotiomycetes; Eurotiales; Aspergillaceae. The record is from RefSeq and is a predicted model, not a curated record. The transcript is spliced from 2 exons. The coding region runs from base 1 to 1842 and encodes 613 amino acids.
AUGAACAUCACCGAACAGUCGUACGACUAUAUCAUCGUCGGCGCAGGAAUUGGCGGUCUAGUAUUGGCCUCCCGUCUCAGCGAAAAUGCCAAUACCAAUGUUCUCCUCGUCGAAGCCGGGCCUAAUCACAUGGGAGACCCGCGCGUCGAAACCCCAGGCUUGCUGGGCGCCAUGGUCGAAAAUCCGGAUUUCGACUGGGACUACUUGACCGAGCCACAGGUACAUGCAAACAAUCGUCAAUUUGGCCAGCCACGGGGCCGGAUGGUUGGUGGCUCCUCGGCCUUGAAUUUCUCAGUGGUUAUGUACCCAUCACGCGCAAAUUUCGAGGCGUGGGAAUCCCUGGGCAACGAUGGGUGGGGCCCAGAUGUCAUGGCUCCAUAUCUGCGUAAAUUUCAUACAUACACGCCCCCGAGCGAGACCACCAGGGCAUUCCUCUCUGUAGACAGGUACAUGAAGCCAGAGAACCAGGGAAGUCAAGGGCCGGUUCCAAUCUCUCACCUUGAUAUCUAUACUCCGUUCAAUCAGGCCUGGAAUGAGACAUUUGCCCGCUUGGGUUGGAACACUCAUGCAGACCCAAUCGCAGGCCGCAAAGUAGGACCCUUUACGCCGCCACUGUCCGUUGACGGGAAGACCGGCCAACGGGGAUAUGCUGGCGCUUACUACACCCAGGAUGUCGCCGAGCGCAGAAACCUGCAUCUGCUCGCUGAGACAAUGGUAGAGCGAGUGAUCUUGAAGAAAUCUGACAAUGGCCAGGUGGCCGCUACGGGAAUUCAGAUUCGGACCAAAGAUGGUCAGCAACUCAAAAUUUCUGCCACGCGUGAAAUCAUUAUCAGUGCUGGAAGUCUGAAUUCCCCACAACUCCUUGAGCUAUCCGGUAUUGGCGCAGCGGAUCUGUUGCAGAAACACAAUAUCCCUGUAGUGCUCAACCUGCCUGCAGUCGGGGAAAAUCUCCAGGAUCAUUGCAUGGCAACCAUCAACUUCGAAGUGGCAGACGGACAGACGUCCGCAGACAUCGCGCGGGAUCCAACGGUGGUCCAGGCUCUGAUGGAGCUCUAUGAAAAGACACGUACUGGUCCUAUGACUGGCAUCCCCGUUAGUGCGGCCUAUUUACCCAUGGUUGACCACGAUGGACAAGUUCCCCGCGAGCAGAUAGAUAGUUUGUUGGCUCAGUAUCUGGACGGCCCGCAGGCUGAACGAGUCUCGCCCGGGCGGCAGCAGCAAUACAACAUCCUGCGACAGAUGCUUCGGGAUGACCGGACAGGCUCCGCACAAUACAUGUUCCUCGGAGCACAACUCAAUGCGAAGGAGGGGGUGAACACAAUGAGCUAUGUGCUGUCGAAGGACUUGCCCGAGAACUACAUCAACAUGUUGGUUCUACAUAACCAUCCCUUCUCACGGGGAUCCAUACAUAUCCAAUCGCCAAACGCGGGCGAUAAGCCUGUCUACGACCCCCAGUAUCUAUCUCAUCCUUUAGAUUUAGAGAUCCUCGCCCGACACACUCAGUUCCUGGACAAGAUUGUCAGUACUGAGCCGUUCAGCUCGUUACUCAAACCCGGCGCUCGGAUACCUCAAGCGGCGAUCGAUCUGGCAGAUCUGGGGAAGGUUAAGGAGGUAGUUAAAGAUCGUCUAUUCCACUGCUUCCAUCCAGUGGGCACAUGCGCGAUGAUGCCUGCAGAGUUAGACGGAGUAGUUGACAGCCAGCUAAAGGUUCAUGGCACACACAAUUUACGAGUGGUCGAUGCCAGCAUCUUUCCCCUGGAACCGUCGGGUAAUAUUCAAGCGACGACAUAUGCAGUCGCCGAGCGCGCGGCGGACCUUAUCCGUGCCGCUGCGGAGCACUAG